GGAAAAGUCAUUCAGAGUUUUGAGAGUUGAUACUCUACAGCUUCUUCUUCGCGUCUGUGAUUCUGCCACAUCUCCUCUGUAAUUUCUCGAACGACAAUGGGGGAAGUGUUAUUCGAGCUGGACCAAGUUAUGAGGGCCAAGAAGUAUAAUUUGACGGUACAAGAAAGGAAUACAUUGCUUAGUUGCAAAUCUAAGGCUAUCAAGGAUUAUACUGUGGGAGCUCUUUUGGGAGCUGGUGUUGCUUGGAUAGGAACAUCAAAGCUGAGUACGUUUGGUCGAAUAGGUAUUUCAGCAGGAGCUUCUGCUGCUGUUGGAUUGUGGAGACUUGGUACAUCUUUAAAUUCGUCCAUUGAUCAGAUUCUUACUUUGCAAGAAAGUACUAUGCAAAGAGAGUUAGCAUCUAUAGUAGUGAAAAGGUAUUGGAAUGAUCCAUGGAGAAUGCAGCUCAUCAGCAAGCACUUUUACUCUGAGAAAGUUUUUGAUGACUCAACCGUGGAUCUUCCAAAAGUAAGGUGGCGGUUCCGUAAUUUCUUUAGUGAUAGCGGUAGUCUUGGCCAAACAACACAUGAUAGUGACUCUCACAGUGAUUCCCAAGGUGAAGCCCAGAGUGAUUCUCGUGGUGAUUAUAAUAGUAAUACCCAGAGGGAUCCCAGUGGCACUCGAACUGAGUCUCGCAGGGACUUUGAAGGAAAAUUUAAAUUUGAGUCCAAGCAAGCUCCUAUGAACACGGCUCUUGAUUCAAUGGACCCCUUUGAUUGCUUUUUCGGUUAUCCAGCAAUGGAGGAUAUUACUCACCCUAGUAACCCCUCAACCACAUCCCCCAGAACACACACUCGUAACCAUAGAAGAGCUCAACGUAGGCGCCGAAUGCGCCACCAGGAUGCCUUGAACUCCCACCAUGCAUAAUUGUGAGUUGUAUCUAAAUAAAACAUCUUGGAGGAUAUCACAGAGAAGAAAAGUAAAAAGGAAGGUAUAAGUGGAAAUAUUGAUAUGAUUUCAGGUACAUCUGUUAUCUAUUCUAUACCGUUGCAAAGUAGUUUGUUGGCUCAAUGGUUAAUACCAUAUAGUCUCAAUAUGGACUCUUCAAAUGCUUCUACCAGGCUCCUCUAAAUGCAGGGAAUUAAUGUUCAGUUGGUUAUAGUUAUGAUGCUAUUAUGUUGGAAAUUUAAUAUACUGGCCUUAGUAGCAACAGUAAUCACAAUUAUUAUGCUGUUAAAAGUCUUGACGCCAGCAUGAGGCAGCUGAUGAUGAUAAGAGGAAGACAUUUAGGUGGGAGAAUUCAUAAUGGGAGUGUUUAUUGUGUGAAAUUUAGAGCAAUGUUUUGCCUGAAUUGUUUAUCUAUUUCUUGUUGAAACAAUCGUCCUAUUUGAGCUCUUUUCCCUUGAACAAAAUAUUUCAUAUGAUGUGAAAAUAAAUAAAUAAAAAGAAGAGCUUGAAAGUUCCUUCAAA
Messenger RNA from Humulus lupulus (European hop), 1449 nucleotides. RefSeq lists its product as uncharacterized. The transcript has 6 exons. The record is from RefSeq and is a predicted model, not a curated record. The coding region runs from base 97 to 906 and encodes 269 amino acids. Lineage: Eukaryota; Viridiplantae; Streptophyta; Magnoliopsida; Rosales; Cannabaceae.